AUGGUAGAACAUAAGCAGUUAUACAACAAUGGUAUCGCAAUUUAUCCGGAAAUCGACAUUGCGGAUGACCUUGAGACAAGCGAUGUCAAUAAGGCAUUGUCCGCAAACCAGGGAGUUAUACUCAACAACAAAUUUGGUGAGGUCCAUGCAGACAUCGAGCAGAUCUCCGGAAAGGUAGAUCAACUUUCAGAAAAAGUUACGCAACUCGAUGGUGAUGUGGAACAGGUUGAAGCCAACCUUGAGACUGAAAUUGAAACAAGAACCAGUCAAUUCAACACAUUACAGGACAAUAUCGCCGAUAUUGAAAAAGACGUCGGCGAAUUGAAAGAAACCGUCUCCAUGUUAAGUUCCGAAACCGCAAGUAUUUUCAGAAAACUGACGGAACUCGAAAACAAGGAAAACAAGGUGGACAUCUAUCCGCAGACGGACAUAACCGCCGUUAUUGGUCUCAAUGAGGCAUUAGGUACAAAAGUCGAGAACGCCGAGUUCACUGGGGAAAUCGGACGCAUUGAGGGAGAGAUCGCGCUUAAAGCAAAUCAAACCGAUGUUGAGUCUGUGAAAGCAAAAGUUGAUGAACAUGGCAACACUCUGAAUGAGAUCAACGACAAAAUCAACAAUCAGAUCCAAAGCGAGAUUAAUUCGUUGAAUAUAAAUAAGCCGAAUUACACCGAAACGGUCGCAGAAAAAGAUAUUGAUGUAGCCGUUGUGGGUAAGACCGUUUUUGUGACUUUUGACCGCUAUAUAGAAGGCUCCACAAGUAAUUAUCAUGUCCUGACAAAUAACGUCCCAACGCCGAAAAAGAAGCCGUGUAUGGUUAGCAUAAUGACUUCAUUCAACAGUAAAACAUAUGCCGUGAGUAUCGACGAUAAAGGGGUACUAAUCGCCACAUUGGUUAUCCAAGAAAAAGGGGCAGAUAUUUACCCACAAACCUCAAUGGAGGCAGUAAAGGGGUUGGAUGCGGAAUUAAAUCUGAAAGAAGAUAAGAGCAAUAAAGUCCCGUCCUUCCAACCCGAACCCGAUGAUGAUCACUAUCCAAGCGAGAAACUCGUCGCAACCGAACUUAAUAAGAAAAGC
Cylicocyclus nassatus is the source of this 1074-nucleotide messenger RNA. The record is from the annotation of a GenBank genome assembly. Lineage: Eukaryota; Metazoa; Nematoda; Chromadorea; Rhabditida; Strongylidae.